Messenger RNA from Scophthalmus maximus (turbot), 5143 nucleotides. RefSeq names its product mcf.2 cell line derived transforming sequence-like b (gene mcf2lb). The coding region runs from base 179 to 4252 and encodes 1357 amino acids. The transcript is spliced from 34 exons. The record is from RefSeq and is a predicted model, not a curated record. Gene Ontology annotation, molecular function: protein binding; guanyl-nucleotide exchange factor activity. Lineage: Eukaryota; Metazoa; Chordata; Actinopteri; Pleuronectiformes; Scophthalmidae. Gene Ontology annotation, cellular component: extrinsic component of membrane; cytoplasm. Gene Ontology annotation, biological process: intracellular signal transduction; positive regulation of Rho protein signal transduction.
CUUUUGUCUACAGAAAGAGUAACCUGAGGUCGCAGAAGGAAGUCCUCGCAGUUACUGAGUCCUGCAGGCUGUGGAGCACCUGCAGCCUGACGGGAUGGGCUGAGUGUGGAACCUUUGGGCAGAGUGUGAGUCAGAAUGAGAGGGAAAUCGUUAUUCUGAUCCUUUUCUGCCAAACUGCAUGGAACAAGAAUUGCAGACAAGGAGUGAACUAAAGGACGCCUGGAACAGCAGGAUGGGAGGAGAGGAAAUGGCAGAUUCGGGCUUCUUGAUGGAGGAGGAUGGGGAGGUUGAGUUAGACUCUGGGUUUUGCAUCAUGGAGGCAGGUUCAGAGCUGGGUCUAGUCGGCCAGGUGAGAGCAGGUUCUGAUGAAUGUCCAGACACAGAGGAGUUGGACUGGUCAGUGAAUACAGGCAACAUGGACUCUCUGUCCGAGAGUAAGAAGCAAAGAGAUGGAGGCACAGGAGAAGAUGGAGGGAGUCAAACUCAAGAGGAAGAUGAGAUGGAAGCUGACACAGAGACAAAAAAAGUAAAAGAUGAAGGGUCUGGUGAUCAGAGUGACGAGGUCAAAAGGGAACAGGAAGCGUUGGAUGUGUGUUUGUGGCCGGCGGAGGAGAGUGGGGGUCAUGUACGCAUCUCUCUGGAGGAGGUGGAAAGAUACUACAGAUUUUCACGCUACUGCCACUGGCUGUGUGAUGAAAUCAUGCAGUUGGACAGCAGCCCUCUCCACGCUGCCGACAUCACCCCUGACCUCCAGAAGCAGUUUGCCUUCCUCACAGGGGGUAGAGGAGAUAAUGGCAGUCCCAUCAUUGUGUUCCCAGAAUUCCCUGCAUUUGGAGAGAUCACGGACAGAGAGUUUCACAACGUCCUGACCUACCUGACUAGUGUACCCAGUUUGUCGUCAACAGACGUGGGAUUCAUCCUGGUCAUUGAUCGCCGGCAAGACAGAUGGGCGGCUGUUAAGGGGACCCUGCUUCGUAUUGCAGGCUCUUUCCCAGGGAACCUCCAGCUGGUUCUGGUUCUGAGGCCCACCACCCUCCUGCAGCGCACACUGUCCGACAUCCUCUUCAAGUUCAACAGGGAUGAGUUCAAGAUGAAGGUCCCGGUGAUCAUGCUGAGCUCUGUAACUGAGCUGCACUCCUACAUCGACGGCUCCCAGCUGACCCUGGAACUCGGAGGCACGCAGGAGUACAAUCAUGAGAAGUGGAUCUCUCACCGCACUGCUAUCGAAGGCUUUGCGCGGAUGGUGAAGAAAACGGCACAGACCCUGCAGUCGUUUGGGACUGAGCUAGCUGAAACUGAACUGCCAAAUGAGAUUCACGCCACGAGUGUCCUGCUCAGCACGCACACCAGCAAGAAGGACAAAAUGAAGGAGGAUCUGCUGGUGGCUCUGGAUCAGGGUAGAAGACUGUUGGAGAGCAUCAACGAGCCUGUGGCGCGAGACCCUGACCACAACAUGAACCAGGAUGAACUGGAGAACCUAGCUACUGUGCAAAGACUGCUUUCUCAGCUGGAUGAGACCGAAAGGGCUUUCGAUGAGUUCUGGGUGAGGCAUCACACCAAACUGGAGCAGUGUCUCCAACUGCGCCACUUUGAGCACAACUACAGAGAGGUGAGAGCUCUGCUGGACCAGGUGUCUGAGAAACUUGCAACCUUCUCUGAGGUUGGAAUCAGCCCGGCCCAUGAUGAGCAUAUCCUCUGUGAACUCACCACCUAUGAGGAGAGAGUCUGUGAGGUGCUGGACAGAGCCUCGGCCUUGUCUCGUGAGGGUGAGCAACUCAUCCAGAACUCACACUACGCUGAAGACUCAAUCCAGCCCAAAUGCAGCGAGCUCAGAACAAUUGGUGAGAACGUGAGCAGCAGCCUGAAGGACAAGAAGGACCAUUUCCUCAAAGCCAUGGAGCUGCAUCACUGUUUGGAGAGGGCUUCUAAAUGGGUUGAUGAUGGUAUUUACCUGCUGGCGUCUCAGCCAGUCGACAAGUGUCAGUCACAUGAGGGGGCUGAGUUAGCCCUGCAGGAGCUGGAGCGUUAUCUGGAUAACCCAGGCCAGAACCAGCUGACAGACCUCAGUACCAUCUGGAAAGAAUAUGACGCAGUGCUCAACCAGCAGUUCAAGGAUCAAGUGGAGAGGAAUUUCCAGAAGCAGACAUCCAUGCAGGAGAUGUUUGACAAGAGGAGGGUGAGCCUGAAAAAGUUAGCAGCCAAACAAACCAGGCCGGUGCAGCCGGUAGCCCCCAGACCUGAGGCCUUCAUCAAAUCCCCUCACAACUCACCCGCUCACAGAGCACAGCAAGAGAAAACCUGCUCAGAGACAGACCCUGGGAACAACUGUGAGAAAGGAAAUGACCAACUGCAGAAUGGAGGCAGUAGCAGCAGACAUGCCUCUCUGUCGGAGGAGGAGGAGAACCUGGCUGUGCUCAGGAGACAUGUUAUGAAUGAGCUGCUGGAAACCGAGAGAGCCUACGUAGAGGAGCUGCUCUGCGUGUUGCAGGGAUACGCCUCCGAGAUGGAUAAUCCAGCAAUGUCUAACCUCAUCCCUGCUCCUUUGCAGAACAAAAAGGAGGUUCUGUUUGGCAACAUGCCAGAAAUUUACCACUUCCACAAGAGGACGUUUCUGCGGGAGCUGGAGCAGUACACCGACUGCCCAGAGUUGGUCGGAAGGUGUUUUCUCGAGAGGAUGACAGAUCUGCAGAUCUAUGAGAAGUACUGUCACAACAAGCCUCGCUCUGAAAGCCUCUGGAGGCAGUGCUCAGACUGCGCCUUCUUCCAGGAGUGUCAGAAAAAGCUGGAGCAUAAACUGGGUUUGGAUUCCUAUCUGCUGAAGCCUGUUCAGAGGAUUACCAAAUAUCAGCUGCUACUGAAGGAAAUGCUGAAGUACAGUAAGGGCUGUGAGGGGACAGAUGACCUGCAGGAGGCGCUCACCUCCAUCUUGGGCAUCCUGAAGGCCGUCAAUGACUCCAUGCACCUCAUCGCCAUUACAGGAUAUGAGGGGAAUCUGAGUGAGCUGGGAAAGCUGCUGAUGCAGGGGUCGUUCAGUGUGUGGAUGGAGCACAAGAAGGGUCACGCCAAGGUCAAGGAUCUGGCCCGUUUCAAACCCAUGCAGAGACACCUCUUCCUCCACGAGAAGGCCCUGCUCUUCUGCAAGAGGAGGGAGGAGAACGGCGAGGGCUAUGAGAAGGCUCCUUCGUACAGCUUCAAACAGUCUCUGAAUAUGAGUGUUGUGGGCAUCACUGAGAAUGCAAAGGGAGACAACAAGAAGUUUGAAGUCUGGUGCAACUCAAGAGAAGAGGUUUAUAUUGUUCAGGCACCAACAUCUGAAGUAAAAACCACCUGGGUGAAUGAGAUCAGGAAAGUUCUGACGACCCAGCUGGAAGCCUGCAGAGCGAGCCAGCAGAGGGCACCAGACCAGGUUUCCACUCCUGCAUCCAGUGGAGCAGUAAGUCUCAGUCCGUUUAAGACCGGUCAGAGGAGCUUUAAGAAGGGAGAGGAGAAGAAAGGCGAGGCCUGCAUCCCUGACGUCAACUCUUCUUCAUCAAAGCCCACAGGAAAAGGCGAGGCUGUGACAAGCCCGACCUCAGACAGAGCUGCUGCAGCUAAAAAGCGCUUUACCUUACAAGGUUUCAGUAACCUCAAAGCUCAGAAAGAGCCGUCACCUACCGAUGAUAAAAGUUGUACGUUACCCGUGACAAUCCUUCCGUCGACAGGAUCCCCCACGAGCCCCGACCACAAGACGAAACGCCAGAGUGACCCGACGCCCUUCGGCUUCAAAGAUGCAGGUCCUCCCCCCCUUCACCUGAGCAGGGCCAGGUGGUCCAGCACAUCCAGUCUCUUACAGACAAAGUGGAGAGGCUGGAACAAGACGUCCCUGUCGCUGGACGCCUCAGAGGAGCACGACGGUUACUCCAGCGCAGACGAUCCUCUCAACUCUGACCAAGAGGACGACAACGCCAAGAAGCUGUGUGCCGGAAAAUACACGGUGAUGGUCGACUACAAGAAGACCGGCGCUCACGAGCUGUCGUUGAAGAGCGGCGAGGUGGUGCAGCUGGUCAAAGAGGGAGAUGACGGACGGUGGUUUGUGCGUAAUCUGAGCUCCUCUAAAGAGGGCUGGAUCCCUGCUGCUAAUCUCACCACACUCAUUGAAAAGUCCAAGUCUUGCCAGUCGCUCACCAGCUCAGAAGGCAGCGGCUCUGGAAACCUCAGCUCGUCGUCCAGCUGCAGCGAGACGUACACCAGCUUCUCUGACGUCAAACCCUGAAGAGGCCUCGGCACUUCCUGAACGCUCGACCCAACAUCAGUGCUCAUUAGUAUUUUUCCAGGUCUCCACAGAAAGCUGUAUUUUUUACAUCAUUCUUAUCACCACAUAUCAAGACAACUGCACAUUGUUGAUGGAUUUGACUGCGGUGUCGUCGCACAGUGAAGAUACAGAAGAGAUGAAUAUGUAACAUAUAGUAAAUUCAAUGUGUUGUGAUCUUCCUCUAUUCACACUCUUAUUCAUUUUUUUUCACGCAGGAUCCGAGAUUAUAAUGAACUAGAUGUAUGAAUGGGUUCAGCAGGACUGAUCUCAGUUAAUGCAUCUGUUUGUGUUCUCGUGAAUGAGGAAAGAUUAGCGAUUAGACGAGAGUUUACAUUUCCACUGUUACUGUAAAUAAAGAGAAGAAGAGGUGAAGCUGAAGUUUUAGCUUGACAAUGUCUUCUGAGAAUUUAAUCACCCUAUGUCCCGCGUUUUCACCUUUUGUGUUUAUUUAUUUCUAAGAAAAACCACAUAUGUUUAGUCAAUUUUUCAUUUUGCUUCACUUCUUUUCUUUCGUCACAUCUUUCUUUUCACUCUCUUCCCGUCUGUCGUCGUCCGUCUGUAAUUGGAAAAACUGUUUCCGCCACCAGCCGCCCCAACGUUGUCUGUGCUGCCUUCAUGGUCUUGACUCUGUGGGAUUUUUCAUGUACGCUGCAGAUUGAAGAUGUUUCCCAGUGUGAAUAAUCCGAGGUCACUGUAUAGCUGCUAACUUAUUCCCUGUGCAGGGAUCAUGUUGUGAAUGUAGAUAUUGUUUAUUAAUAUGCGUCUGUCAUGAAAUGUUUAUCAAUGGAGAUGCUAUAUUGUACAUUAAGUAUGGUGAAAAUGUUUUAUAUAUAAACGCCUUGGGGUAAUUCA